Spirodela intermedia is the source of this 357-nucleotide messenger RNA. The record is from the annotation of a GenBank genome assembly. Lineage: Eukaryota; Viridiplantae; Streptophyta; Magnoliopsida; Alismatales; Araceae.
AUGACAACGCGUCUAAAACUGAGCAAGAGGAGCACGGAGCCGCUGGUGGAUGCAACAGUAUACAGAAGCAUCGUGGGGAGUCUCAGGUACCUGGUCAAUACUCGUCCAGACUUGGCAUUUGCUAUUGGCUAUGUGAGUCAUUUUCUGGAGGAGCCACGAAAGGAUCACUUGGCCACUGUGAAGCAAAUUCUCCACUAUGUGACGGGAACUAAGAACUGGGGUCUUAGGUAUGAAAAAAAGAAGGAAGAGCAGGUCCAGCUGACAGGGUUCAACGAUAGUGACUUCGCUGGUGAUGUUGAUGCUCGGAAGAGCACGACUAAAGUCAUUUUCUUUUUGGCCAACAGCCCAAUUACUUAG